This is a messenger RNA of Closterium sp. Naga37s-1, 2028 nucleotides long. Lineage: Eukaryota; Viridiplantae; Streptophyta; Zygnematophyceae; Desmidiales; Closteriaceae. The record is from the annotation of a GenBank genome assembly.
AUGGGGUAUCGGGAUCAGCUGGAGAUGAAGGGGGGACGAGUGGCGAAGGACCUACAGCGGAUUGUGGCCAAGACGAGGAAGCUUUACUCGAGGAAGAGCUUUGCACAGCUGCCCGAGUGGAUCAAAUCUGCCAAAGGGAGAGCCCACCUCCCCUGCGUGUUUGAAGGAAUCUACGCCUCCCCAGUGGUGGACGGCUAUCGCAACAAGUGCGAGUUCUCCAUCGGGCCCUCUGCUGCUGGUCAGCCCACCGUUGGGUUCCUUCUCGGAAACUUCCGCGACGGAGUGACAGCAGUGGCGGAACCAUCAGGGUGUCGAAACAUCUCCCCCGUCGCCAUCGCCUUUGCACGCCUGGUGCAGGAAGUGGUGCGAGAAUCACCCCUGGCUGCAUGGGAUAAGGUCAACAACCGCGGCUUCUGGCGAUUGCUCACGGUGAGGGAAGGCACGGCCGAACCACUCACUGCCGCACCAAAUCCCGGGCCUGCUGCUGCUGACGUGGCACCGAUGGACGUGGACCAAUCAGCAACCGCCAAUGGUGGACAGCCAUUGACAGAGGAGCGAUGUGAUGAUGUCACUAUACUGGAUCACCAUGGGACACGGCCUGAAGAUGACACAGGGGAUGACACAAGAAACGACACAGGGGGUGACGCAAAGGGUGACACAAGGGAAGGGAAAGGCACGGGGUACAGUGGCAGGGCGGCAGUGAAUCAAGUGAUGCUGCUGCUGCAGGUGAACCCUGCUGGUGUCGAUCGGACGGCCGUGGAUGCGGAGCUGAGCAGAUUGACGGCUGAGAUUGAAAGAGGAGCGGCGGAGCACAGCCCCCCACUGCCUCUGACUCUGAUUCUGGUUCAGGAGCACUCGGGCGUGUCCAAUGCAGCCCCUGAGAGCUGCCCCAUCCGGCUGCUCUACCCCCGCUCUAGUCGAACUCAGCCAUCAGCAGCAGCGCCUGUGGCGGGGAAUGGAAGUGCGAGUGGUGGGCAAGAAGAGGCACCAGGAGCGCAGCUGCUGCAUCAGCUCGCUGCUUCUUGGGUGGGUAGGCUUGGGGCCGCCUCCCCUACUUUCGCUCAACCCAUCUAUCCCUUUACAACUAUUUGUCCUUCUCCUCCCCCACAGACCAACUCAGCAGGAGCGCAGCUGCUGUAUCAGCUCGCUGCUUCCUGGACCAACUCAGCAGGGGCGCAGCUGCUGUAUCAGCUCGCUGCUUCCUGGCAGCAGGGGCAGGAGCAGGGGCAGGAGCAGCAGGGGCAGGAGCAGGGGCAGGAACAGGAGCAGCAGGGGCAAGAGCAGCAGCAGGCGCAGGAGCAGGAGCAACAGGGGCAGGGGCAGCAGCAGGAGGGGCAGCAAGGAGGGCAAAGCGAGGAGAGGGGCGGAGUGUUGGUAUUUGAUGUGUGCUGUGGCACCGGCACCAUCGGCCUGUGUGUUGCCAAGCACGCCAAGAAGGUGAUCGGGAUCGAGAUGAACGAGUCGGCAGUGGAGGAUGCGAGGAGGAAUGCGGCCAUCAACGGCAUUCAGCAUGCCGAGUUCAUCGCCUCCCGGGCUGAGCUGGUGCUGCCAAAGCUCCUCCAUAAGUACCUCCCCCAGGUGAAGCCUGCCCCUGACAGCCCCCCCCAGGGGAAGGAGGGGAAGGAGGGGAAGGAGGGGAAGGAGGGGCAGCAGCAGGACGAAGGGAAAGAGGAAAAGGAGGAAGGGGAGAAGGAGUUUGAGUUUUCUCGAGUUGUGACGAUCGUGGACCCUCCACGAGCUGGUCUGCAUCCAACGGUGCUUAGAGCCCUUCGGGAGAAUCCCAAGAUCGAGCAGCUGCUCUACAUCUCAUGCAACCCCUCGUCCCUCGUGGCAAACGUCCUCGACCUCUGCUCGCCCCCUCCGGAGCUCAAGAAGCCGCAAGCAGGAGGCGGGGGGUGGAGCAAGUGGGGGCCUGCAGCUGGACAGAGGGCCAUGGCUGGGGAGCCAUUUCGGCCGGUGAGGGCCGUGGCGGUGGAUUUGUUUCCGCACACGGAGCACUGUGAGGUGGUGAUGCUGCUGGAGAGGUAG